Messenger RNA from Aspergillus pseudotamarii, 309 nucleotides. RefSeq lists its product as uncharacterized. NCBI's taxonomy places the organism in Eukaryota, Fungi, Ascomycota, Eurotiomycetes, Eurotiales, Aspergillaceae. The record is from RefSeq and is a predicted model, not a curated record. The coding region runs from base 1 to 309 and encodes 102 amino acids. The transcript is spliced from 4 exons.
AUGCAUUUUGUCAAGAGUGUAGCACUUCUUGUCAUUCCGUCUGCCAUGGCCAUGUCCGGUCCGAUUCUCGGAUUCGGCUUCCGUGAUGACGAAUGUCACGAUCCGGUUGGUCCCAUUGAGAGCGGAGAAUGCUUUCGCACCGACUACAUAGAGUCAUAUGCGCUCAAUGUUCUGUCUGGGUGUUCGUUUUAUUAUCGCAGCAGCGAAUGUGAAGGCCCACACAGUGCGAUCCCUCAGCACCCAGGUUGCUACCCAGCCAAUUUACCGGGCAAGCCUUUUUCGAUCAAGUGUAAGCCACUCGAACAGUAA